Molecule: messenger RNA, 2442 nt
Organism: Neoarius graeffei (lesser salmon catfish)
Lineage: Eukaryota; Metazoa; Chordata; Actinopteri; Siluriformes; Ariidae
Gene: gfra4a
Product: GDNF family receptor alpha 4a
Exons: 8
Coding region: 238-1566 (442 amino acids)
Biological process (GO): nervous system development
Cellular component (GO): signaling receptor complex; external side of plasma membrane
Molecular function (GO): signaling receptor activity
Source: RefSeq, a predicted model, not a curated record
UGAAAUCGUGUGAGAGCCAGUGGGGCUGCACCGCUCCACAUUUUUGCGCAACUAUUUCCAUCCAUCCAGCGCGCAGCUAGCUGAAGAAAACCAUGAUCCCAGAUUGUUUCUGUAUCAGGCGUGCGCUUUGGGUCGCUGCUCGCUCCGGACUGUUAAAGCGCCGCUGAAAGCCGCUGCACUCUGUUUGUAUAACUUUGAUUGCGGUGGUGAAGUCUAAAACUGUCUUUUAUCGGACUCAUGGCUCUGUGGAGAAUGGACCUGAUCACACUCUGUUUGCUCCAGCUGUCUAUAAUAGAAAUGCCCUGGCUGGUGUUGGCGGGGCAGUGGGACUGCCUAACUGCAGGCGAUUCAUGCUCCAGUGAUGAGGCAUGCAGUCCACGACUACGCACUCUGCGUCAGUGUGUGGCAGGUGGGGGAAGUGUGAAGCUGGGGCCAGGGGCUCGUAACCACUGCGAGAAUGCUGUGACUGCUCUGCUAGCCAGUCCUCUCCACCGCUGCCAGUGUAAACGUGGCAUGAAGAAGGAGAAGAACUGCCUCAGCAUCUACUGGAGCCUCAAGCAGUCUGUAAUACACGGACUGAACCUUGUAGAGAAUUACCCAUAUGAGCCUGUGGAGCGAGGGUUUGAUUAUGUUCGGCUGGCUUCCAUUGCUGCAGAGUCUGACGCAGGUAUGGCGAUGGUGAAUCAUUGUCUCAAUGCAGCUAAAGCCUGCAAUGUGGAUGACACAUGCCAGAAGCUGCGCACAGAGUAUGUGUCGGCCUGCAUCGCCCCAUCAGUGAAAGCGGGGUCUUGUAACCGCGUGCGUUGCAACAAAGCCCUGCGAAAGUUCUUUGACCGUGUGCCACCUGACUACACACAUGAGUUGCUGUUCUGUCCGUGCUCAGACACAGCGUGCUCUGAGCGACGUCGCCAGACCAUCGUCCCUGCAUGCUCAUAUGAAGAAAGAGAAAAACCCAACUGCCUGGCUCAGCUCAGCAGCUGUGAGGAUGACCUUGUGUGCAAAUCUCGUUGGGCCCAGUUCAAGCAUGACUGCCAGCCCUCAGAGCUUACUGCCAGUGGCUGCCAUCAAGAGAACUAUGGCGCCUGCCUCGUUGCAUAUACUGGUCUGAUAGGAACCACUAUCACCCCAAACUAUCUGGACAACUCCACAUCUAAUGUUGGGCCGUGGUGCUCGUGUGCAGCUAGUGGGAAUCACAGGGAGCAGUGCUAUGACUUCCUUAUCCAUUUCCAUGACAACAGCUGUCUAAAAAACGCUAUCCUCGCCUUUGGCAAUGACACUGACUCCAAAUCAGCAGCUAACCAACCAGGAGCAACCAGUCCAAGGACCAACACUCCCAAUCAACACCUAGCUCCCAGUUCCAUAACCACUACCAUGAUUUCAAUUCAUGUGGAGAGCCAGCAGAACAUCUUCCAUCCUCAAAUCCCCACCCAGAUGAACGAGAGAGACAGACUGUUGAGUGACUCUACCCUCCCAUUACCUGAUCCGUACAACAGCAGCCCUGGAUGCACUGACCUGGCAAUGACAUUUUUUUUCCCCCCCAUCCUGUUGCUGGCUCUUCAUUUCUAGAAUCAAAUCAGCCAGUCACAGCUCAGCAGCAUGGAGUUGAGUUGGGACACUUGUGUGAGGCUUUUCAUCAAACUCCUCUGGUGAGAUAAUAGACGAUUGAAUAUAAGAGCACAAGAGAGAGAACUAUCCAAAAAGACUAUGACCCAAGUUUCCAGCUCACAAUGUGAAGUCGUGAUUAAUUUUAUGAGCACAGUACUAUGACUGAUACUUGAAACUGAACUGGAGUAAAGAGAGUGUGUGUGUGUGUGUGUGUGUGUGUGUGUGUGUGUGUGUGUGUGUGUGUGUGUGUGUGUGUGUGUGUGUGUGUAUAAAACUUACUUUCUAUGAACACUCACUUUGAAAUGCAAAAAAAAAAAACCUGAAAUAAGUUUGUGGCUUAUCAUAUAGUCCCUAAUCAUUAUUAUUUCGGUACCUAUUUUUUCAAAUACAGUGAUUUUGGUACAUCUGUAUUGACUAAUCAGGUCAGUUCUGCAGCAUGCAUAAGGGAUAAAGCACAGUGAUGAGUGUCUGUUUCGAGAACAAUAAUCAUACACUAGUGUUUGUGAUGACUCUUCACAGGAAGACACUUUUUCUGAUGGAAUCACAGGGAUGUUUAAAUAAUAUGAUGUAUUUUAUUUUUGUAAUGUGUAGAAAAUAUUCAUUUACCAUUCGUGAUAUCCUCUCUUGUUACAGUCAUGAUUUUUGUCUUCAGUGAUGUCUGAAAAUUACAUACAUUUCCUUUAACCUCAGACUUAUAGAACUGCCAUAUAUUUGAUCUUUUCUGUGAAUUAUGAGUGGAAAAUCACUUUUCUUUUAAACAAAUGCUGUGCAAACUACACACGACACUGAAAUUUAUGCUGAACUUCAUUUUAUUUAUUUCAUAUCCCCCUCCCCCAA